AAUUAAUGAACCAGCCAAUCGCUGCGAGUCACAAGACAAUUUAGCGCAUUAACCCUUUCCUUUUUUGCAAGGAUCGAGUAUUAUAGAAGAUCACAUUGGUGAACAGAUAGAUCUGGGAUACACGCUUGGAUACAGUGAGCGUACGUGAAAGGACAGUUCGUGAUUUACUGAUCCAUUCAGAGUAAAAUGGCGGAGCUGAAGAACGGCGGCACUGAUGAGGCGACGCCCCAGUCGCCCGAGCAGGAAAAACUGCUGCUCGAGGGUGAGACCAAGACCUGCAAGGCGACCAUCUACAAGCCGAGCGCCGAGUCUUGCACGAACGGCGAUGCGAAAAUCGAGCUUGGCACUGCCGCCCUGGCCGGAGGUCUGAAGAAGGAGGAGCUGCUGAAAUUCGCCAACGAUCCGUUUUGGGUGCGCCUCCGAUGGAUUCUCUUCAUCCUUUUCUGGCUGACCUGGCUGGCUAUGCUGGCCGGGGCAAUCUUCAUCGUCGUGGUGGCACCCAAGUGCCCUGCCCCAGAGCCCCGUCUCUGGUGGGAAAAAGGGCAAAUUGCCGUGGUCGAUGUUGCCAAGGCUGACGGAGGAAUCUCAGGACUCAAUGGGAAGCUUAAUGAUCUAAAGGGCUCGACUGCAGGACUGCUGGUGAGGAACUUGCUCAAGUCUGAUGCAAGCGGUGUCAUUGAUUACCAGGCCAUUAACCCAACCUAUGGCACUUUUGACGAAUACAAAACUUUCUCUGCUAAAGCAGCAAGUCUCGGCAUCAAAGUUGUUCUUGGCAUUAACAUCAAUCACGUCAGCAUCAAGCAUCCUUGGUUCAUCAAGUCGAAAAACCAAACUGGUGAUUUUGCCGACUACUUUGUCUGGAAGGACGGUCUCGAAGGAAAGUCCAAACCACCCAACAACUGGCUUGCGGUUAAUUCGAGUGUGUCCGCUUGGGAGUAUGACAAUACUCGCAAACAGUUCUAUUACCACCAGUUUGGUGUUAAUCAGCCUGAUUUGAACCUGGGAAAUGUUAAGCUGCAGAAAGAGCUCAAGAGUAUUCUUCGCUUUUGGAGGGGCAACGGCAUUGCCGGAUUUCUGUUCCAAGAGGCAUCGUACCUGGUUGAAGAUCCAAGCUUUACCAACGAGAUUGAUGGUAGACAACCGUCGGAAGCAACCUUCAAGGAUUACAACUUCUACGACCAUGCUCGCACCAAGAAUUUGCCUGAGAAUGUUGAAAUCUUAAAAAUUUUCAAGGAUGAGCUUUUGACUGAGAUGGAUGAGCCAAACAACAAAAUCAUUUUCGCAGCCGAAGUUGACGGACCUCCUCAAGAAUUGGCCAAGUUCUACGGCGAUGUGAAGCCGCCAGUUGUGGAGCUGCCCCUAAACCGUCUGGCUGCCCCAGUUUUCCAAACGGCAGAGAGCUUCCGUUCAGCAAUCUCGCAGCUCAUCAACAGCAGCAGUGGCUACUGGCCUAAUUGGCUUCUGACCAGCGACAGUGCAAAUCCAGGACUGGCCGCAACCUUGGCUUUACUACCUGGCUCUUUCAUUUAUCAACCAGAUGACACACAAAACUUCAAUUCUUCUAUUUUUGAUGCCAUGAAAAAGAUCCAGUCCGAAAGGGAGGCGCCUUCCAUUAUGUAUGGCGGGCUCAAUGCAAGUGUUGUCGAUGGAAGUGUUUUAGCCUACACAAGGACAAAAACUGGUAACCCAGGUUUUAUUGUGCUCUUCAAUCCUGGAGCCGAGGCAAAGAAUGUGAGCGUCAAGGACUUCGAAGGAAUACCAAGCACGCUUUCAGUUGUGUUUAUCACAUCUGAGCAUCCUGAAUUAGCGCCCAAGAGCAAAGUUGAUUCAGCCAACAUCCCAGUGCCAGUGAAGGAAGCCAUUGUGCUGACCUUUGUGCCUCAGAAAUAAAAGAUCCGUUGAGAGGCUACUGCAUUGUAGUUGACUUCCGAGUCUAGCUCUCUAAUAAACAGAUCAAUAAUCCUUGCAACACUAGUCGUU
This is a messenger RNA of Neocloeon triangulifer, 1980 nucleotides long. RefSeq names its product neutral and basic amino acid transport protein rBAT (gene CD98hc). Lineage: Eukaryota; Metazoa; Arthropoda; Insecta; Ephemeroptera; Baetidae. The coding region runs from base 187 to 1890 and encodes 567 amino acids. The record is from RefSeq and is a predicted model, not a curated record. The transcript is spliced from 10 exons. Gene Ontology annotation, biological process: amino acid transport; carbohydrate metabolic process.